AUGCGAAUCAAUAGUGAACUAGCGAACAAAUUUUCUGCCUCAACGGUGCACUUAGAACACAUCACAACUGCUUUAAGUUGCUUGACACCUUUCGGUUCUAAAGACGAUGUGCUUAUAUUCAUAGACGCUGAUGGCCUAUCAUUUGUCAGGGAAAACAACCAUGUGAUAAGAAUUCAAUUACUACUGUCUCGAGAGCUGUUUAUGUCUUAUUCAUAUAGAAAUGAAACUGAGGACCACAUGAAGCUUUGUGUGAAAAUAAAUCAUAUCUUAGAUAGUGUUAGCGUGAUGAACAGGAAUUCAGAUGACAUUGUCGAGUGUACUUUAUCUUAUGAUGGACAUGGAUCGCCUUUUGUGCUAAUAUUUGAAGACUCAUUUAUCUCUGAGAGAGUGGAAUACUCUACCUACUUAAUUAAGGAUUUCGAUACUAAUGGGUUAGAACUAGAUAGAGAAAGGAUAUGCUUUGAGGCAAUUAUUAAGGGUGAAGCCCUUCAUUCAGCUUUGAAGGAUUUGAAGGAAAUUGGAUGCAAAGAGUGCUAUGUAUAUGCGAAGACUGAGGCAAAUGAUGAGAAUGUAUUUGCUUUGAUAUCCAAAUCUCAGCUAGGAUUCUCAAAAAUAAAAUUGCCCAGUAACAGAUCGAUACUAGAGAAGUUACAAGUAUUUGACGGAGAUUCUACAACAGUAAUGGAUGGUUCUGCCGUAAUCGGGUUCUUUGAUUUCACCUCAUUUGAUAAAAUCAGGAAGAGUACUAAAAUUGCAAGCAAAGUACUGUUUAGAAUGGAUGUUCAUGGUGUAUUAAGUGUAAAUAUUCUAAGUCAAACAGAUGAUGUCAUUAUCACUGAUACUACAAGACCUUCGAAUAACCGAUUAAGUAGUGUUCGUCAACUGCAACUACCCAAGGAUUAUCCUGGUAUAGUAAUCGAGGUUUGCAUGUUGGAAAAAGAAUCCAUCGAUGAGGUAGCACAGACAGAAAUAGAGCUCUUAAUGGAGACUAAUGAAUUUGGUAAUCGUGGCAAUUUCAAGAAAUCUAUUACAAGAAAAAGAUAUGGUACGGAUGGAGGUAAUGAAGCUUCUAAUGACAAUUUGCUGCAAUUGAAUGGUAAAGAAAUUAAACUACCAUCUGAAGAAAACAACAAUAACAAUAAAAAAUAUGAGGAUGAAGAGAAUCGCUACAAAAAUCCAACAAACGACAUCCCUUUAUUUUUUUAA
This is a messenger RNA of Saccharomyces paradoxus, 1206 nucleotides long. RefSeq names its product Rad17p (gene RAD17). Gene Ontology annotation, cellular component: checkpoint clamp complex. Lineage: Eukaryota; Fungi; Ascomycota; Saccharomycetes; Saccharomycetales; Saccharomycetaceae. Gene Ontology annotation, molecular function: damaged DNA binding; double-stranded DNA binding. Bases 1 to 1206 code for a protein of 401 amino acids. Gene Ontology annotation, biological process: double-strand break repair; DNA damage checkpoint signaling; reciprocal meiotic recombination. The transcript has a single exon. The record is from RefSeq and is a predicted model, not a curated record.